UUUGACCAUUUCCGAUGGACAAAGGCCAACGUGACCAACCAGUGGCACGUUUUGCACGGAACCUGGAUGCUCGUGGCUGUCGCACUUAACGGCGUUCUGCGCCGACAGGAGCGUCCAAUCGGCGACGGCGGCUACAGCGAAUGGGCGGGUUUUUGUGAAAGCGUCUUUUGCAUAUACCUGCGCAUUGGCGAUAGACAAGAGGUUUGGUAG
This is a messenger RNA of Soboliphyme baturini, 210 nucleotides long. The record is from the annotation of a GenBank genome assembly. NCBI's taxonomy places the organism in Eukaryota, Metazoa, Nematoda, Enoplea, Dioctophymatida, Soboliphymatidae.